CUCAUCUUCUGACUUUCUGUGUUCUGCUGUGUCGCUCUGGAUCUUCGAGUCGCAUACAUAGAAGUCCACAGACAUGGCUGGUGAACCCAUCAGGUCACCCGGCCACGGCGAUCUUCUUCGGCACGUGAACGCGUCUUUCUGACCCACUCCUGUCAUGUCCGACGAAACCGACGAGUACGACGGCCAAACGAGCCUCAAGAAGAGGAAGAUCCAGCGCGCAUGCGACUCAUGCCGACGCAAGAAAAUCCGAUGCGAUGCGGCCCAGAUGCCCAUAGGCACGCAGUGCUCCACUUGUGCAUCGUACGGAUCCCAGUGCUCGUAUGUGGAGGCAGCCAAGAAACGGGGUCCUCCAAAAGGGUACAUCGAGAGCAUCGAAAGUCGCAUUGAGAGGAUAGAACAAUUUUGAAGACAGUGAGAUCUACGAUAGCAGCCCGGGUCCUUCUCACCCUCUCCCAGUCGGCCGGAAGCACAUCAGGAACAUGGGGGCCAUCGCAACCCACAGACGAAGACGAUGAUGACGCUUUUCAGCUCAAUCUCACCGAAAAUCUACAACGCCUUUCCCUCAACACCGAAAGGGACGAUCUGUUCUAUGGGCGGUCUUCCGGCACUAUGCUCUUACAGACGGCGUUGGACUACAAACAACAUCUAGAGCCUCCAACUGACCGCCGGCCCAUCCAGUUUUGGGCCGCACGUCCUGUUCAUGAACCCCAGCCUCGUGCACAGUACCGGUUCCCACCUCCGGAUCUGACAAAUGCUCUUGUGGAAUUAUACUUUGCCGAAGUGAACAGCUUUCUGCCCUUGUUGCACCGCCCGACAUUUGUUCGUGAUCUCAGGGCAGAGUUGCACCUGGUCAAUGAUGGCUUCGCUUCGACGCUUCUUCUUGUCUGCGCCAUUGGCGCUAGAUAUAGCCUUGACCCCCGCGUGUUCAUCUCCGGCAGCGACGAUCGAUACUCGCGUGGAUGGCCCUGGUUUGAGCAGGUGCAACUGGUCCGCGAUCCGCUGGGCCCUUCGCCGACUGUGUACGAUGUGCAGUCCAAUGCCCUGUCUGUUACAUUUCUACACGGCUCGUCUGUCCCGCAGUGCUGUUGGACGCUCGUUGCCAUGGGUAUUCGUAUGGCGCAGGACGUCGGCGCCCAUCGACGGAAAGAUGGAACCCAUGUAUGGACAGUCGAGGAUGAAUUGUGGAAGAGAGCGUUCUGGGUUCUUAUUAUGCUGGAUAGGAUGUCUUCGCUCCAGCAUGGGCGGCCGGUCACGAUCCAGGACGAAGACUUUGAUCUUGAUUUCCCAAUUGAAUGCGACGACGAAUUCUGGGAAACCGAAGAUCCCGCCUUGGCGUUCCGUCAGCCGAAAAAUCGGCCAUCCACCAUUUGUGGUUUCAAUGCUUUCCUCCGGCUUUCUCAAGUGCUAUCUUUUGCUCUCCGAACUCUUUACUCCACCAUCAAGUCGAAAGCCUUAUUCAGUCUCACCAAGGACAAGAGCUGGAGCAGCCGCAUUGUCGCUGAAUUAGAUUCUGCUUUGGACAAGUGGCUGCGAGAACUGCCUGAACACCUGAGAUGGAGUUCCAUCAUGGAAAACGAAGAAUUCUUCCAGCAAUCGGUAUCUCUGCACUGCAGCUACUAUCACAUCCGGAUUACUGUUCACCGCCGACUCAUACCGAUGAACACGUCAACGAAAACGUCUUCCGCCUUUUCGUCUCUUGCGGUCUGUGUCAACGCAGCCAAAGCGUGUUGUCGUGUGGUGGACGCUUAUCAGCGCCGAUUUGGUGACCGGCCUCUGCCGCAGAGCCAGCUGCCUGUUUACACGGCAGGAUUGAUACUGCUGUUGAACUACUGGGGCGGCGAGUACAACGGUCUGGGGCUGACCACCGACCCAAUCCAGGACUCUGCGGACGUCAAGCGCUGCAUGCGCUUCAUCAAAGCCGGCGAAGAGCGCUGGUUCUCUUCCGGCGUACUCUACGAUCUUCUGUUUGAACUGAGCGACAUCGGCAGACCGUUGGGCACGACCAUGCCCCAGAGCAAAAGGGAACGAGAUGCGAAUGAGGCCAAGGAGCAAUUCAGGAGCCACGGCGACUUCAAAAACCACGGCGAUCCGCUCGAUGAUCCCGCUGACAGCCGACGGCGGCCAAGUUUUCCGGUCGUCCCACCCAUCAAUACCCAGUUCCAUGUGCCCCCUGCCAGCUAUUACCAGGAGAACCCGAUCUCGGGCACGUCUCCCGAGCAAUACCGUGCGCACUCGUCAUACCCCUACCCGCAGACCUCGUUGUCGAGCGCCACGAGUCGCAGCCACGUUUCAGACGUCCAUCAUCUGCCUGCCGAAACGCCGCUCUCUUCCACUUCCAGCCAUCGGAGCCACUACGAGGAGCCGGCCAAAAGAAUGGGAUACGUUCCUGUUCCUGCUGGAUAUGCCGCUAAUCAACCAGCGCGCAACUGGUACCCGGGCGGUGACACGACCAUGUCACACCCGCCCUCGGCACCUCCAUCCCAAUCCCCAUCUUUCCCCGUCUCCGAGGCUUUCUACAACCACAUUGCCACCAAUUAUUCGCCAUACCAGGACCAUCCGACUCAAAGGCACAUUCCCCGCGAGGAUGGAAUGCAAAUGUGGAGUGCUUGGGACGCUUAUCCGAGCCAGGGGUCAGCCCCAGACCCACGACUCCGCUAAAUACCACGCUAGAUCUGCCAAAUACCAUCUGUAUUGUACUUGCAUAACUUACUUGAAUACUAAGUUAAGUACGUUGUUGAAAUCGAUAGAAUGUAUCUGGCUGUGACCCAUUGUGUCACACUUGUCCAAUC
Molecule: messenger RNA, 2789 nt
Organism: Mycena citricolor
Lineage: Eukaryota; Fungi; Basidiomycota; Agaricomycetes; Agaricales; Mycenaceae
Source: the annotation of a GenBank genome assembly